AGUGCGACUGGCGACUCGGGUUGGGCCCUGCCUGACUCCGGACGAAGUCGUGGGGUGCGCACACAUCUUCCUCUCUGUGAAGACACUAGGCCAAGUUGAGGAAGAAGUGGAAGGCAAGAUCCUUCGUCUAAGAGCUGGACCAGGUCUGGCUCGACAGUCACAAAGGUGUGCCCUAUUGGUUGAUUGAAUGUGGGUGGGCCAUGGUACUAGGCCACCCGAACCGCCACCAGUGGAAACUUCAAGCCCCAUCCGGGCUCCUUGGCAACUGAAACGUCGGUGGUCGUGUUCACUCACCUUCGCUCUCGGGGAAACUGACCCGGUGACCUUGGUGAGUGUGGGGCCGUCAUGGGCUGGUGGGAUUCGAAAACACGCCCUUAGAAGUCCGCCCCCUUGGCCCAACGUCAUGGCCAUGCCCUGGUGGGACACAACUGUCAACGAGUGGACCUUCUACGUGUGCCUGCCCGUGUUGCUCAUGGUGGUGUGUCACGUUUACCAAAGUUGGCACGAUCAGAUGUUGCCUCAGCCUCCUUUGGUCCCGGUCCAGCCACGCCUCUCUGUUCCCAUCGAUCAGGGCGGGCUCUCGCCUCCCGCCCCGCCCGACAAUCUGGAAAAGUCAAUCCCUGGCGACUCCGAUUCUCAAAAUGCCGAUGACGAAUUCGAAGAGAGUGGGCGUGCUCAGGAUGGGCCCAUUACCGGAGAAGGAUAUGACGACGAAGAAGGUGAGGAUGAGGAAGAAGAGGCCGACGAUGAUGAAGAAGACGACGACGACGACGACGAAGAUGAGAUGGCCGGGGAUUUUGUCUGUCUCUCGGCACGCGGGCACGGUUCGGGUGGAGAUUCUUGCUCCUCAAAAUCCCUGAGUCGCCGACAGAGGAAGAAUCGCAAAAGCCACCAAUCCACCCACAAACAUGGCGGCGACCAUCCAAUGUCACCUGGCCAGGGAAAAGCCUCCAAGAUCACGGCCCCGGGUGCCAUGUUCCGGGUCUUGGCUCUCUCCAAGGACAUGAUUUACGCCACAUUGAACAAUUCCGACUAUCUUCUCACGCAGAAUGAGCGGAUCAUUCUUGGAUACCCGCAAGAGACUAAGAACCCUGGCCAAGCCAAGAUUUUCAAGGACCCCCAAUCCAACCCGACAACGGACGCCUUUGCCCGAGAGAGUCCGAGUGAAGUCCCGGAUAUCGUUCCUCAACCUCAUUUAGACCUCACCCCCACCCCUGACCAGCAAAGCUUGAAACGAGCCCUGGACGCUAACGCUCGAGAGUUCGUGCCCGGACGGAUCGGGAGUGCGCCCGAUCUGGUGUCCAUGACCAAUUCGUGGAACCCGGACUCGGACCAACCACCCCCGCUACAACCAAUUCCAUCCUCACCCAGACUUCGAGCCACCGCCCGUGAGUUUGUGCCUUCUCGCUCGGUGUUCAAUCGGACGCCAUCCCAUCGGAACGUCGUUAGUGACCUGGUUUUGAUCACUAGCUCCGACGCAGAUGACGAGGGCAUCGUUCCUUCCCAUGGCGAUCCGCUCGUGAAGAAGUGCAUCCGGUGCAAGAAACGCUUCCGCUUGAGCUCGCCCAGCGCCGAAAUCUGCGUCUACCAUUACGGCAAGAUUAGAGCACGGAAGAGAAAGCGACCGCCUAUUUACACGUGUUGUGGCGUGUCGGUCCAUGAUCGCGCUCAGCCCGGUUGCUUUCGAGCUCUUUGUCACGUGUGGUCGGGGAUCGAUAUGCCCAAAGCUCGCGGGUUUGUUGGGCCCUUCAAAGGGUACGUGUCGACGUCGAAACCAGAGUGUUUUGCCCAAAAUCCCGGUGUUUUUGCUCUGGAUUGUGAAAUGGGGUUCACCACAGUGGGGUUCGAACUCAUACGGGUCACAGUUGUGGAGGUAGACGGGUCCGAGAUUUACGAUAGCCUCGUUUGGACCGAGCACCCGAUUUUGGACUACAACACCAAGUUCUCUGGGAUCACGCACCGUGAUAUGGAGCGGGGGUCUCCCAAGUCGCUCAAGCAAGUCCAAACCGACCUCCUCGAACUGUUUAAUAGCGAGACCAUCUUGGUAGGCCAUGCGCUCGAGAAUGACCUCCGCGCCCUGAAGUUAUUCCACACCAAGAUAUGUGAUACCUCAUCCGUGUUUCCACACGAAUUCGGUCUUCCUUAUCGGACGUCUCUCCGUCUUUUGGCCAAGCAGAAACUCCACAUUCGAAUCCAGGAAGACGAAUCUGGACAUGACAGCUACGAAGACGCUCGGAUAUCCAUGGACCUGAUUCUAUGGAAACUCUUGGACGAUCAUAAGGAAAAAAUGAAGUGAACAGCAGGAAUGAAUACUCCUCCCUCUCCCCCUUUCCUUUUUUUAUGUAUUUAUUACGGGAAUGGACACUCCCUCCAUAUAAUAAUACCCGUCUCCCCAUUAGCCUGUAACUGACUUAAGGAGGCAGAAAUCUCAGUUAUCUCCCAAGUUCAUUUGUAUCUUCGAAAACGGACCAAGAAAGGAAAGAACCCCCUCCACCGAAACACCACUGCAACUACUCUUCCCCCCAACUUUGAAGGCAAGAACGAGUCGACCGAUUUCGUUUUUGUCCACUAGUUAGUCAUGGGAACAAAGAACCAAUACUCUGUUUCUACAAUGUACGUACACAUAUACAUACAAAGCCACUGUCAACGUGCCUAAAACAAAUGCCUUUUUUCCGGUCUUUCCAAGCCUUGUAUCGAGCUCGGAAACCUCAACUCGCUUAAAAGUCAGUAACAACGCCAAGAAAACGAUGAAGAAAGAAGAAAAAAAGAAGAAAAUCAUACAAAAAAGAAAUAAAACCAUGUCUAUGCGUAACUGCAACCAA
Tigriopus californicus is the source of this 2822-nucleotide messenger RNA. RefSeq lists its product as uncharacterized. NCBI's taxonomy places the organism in Eukaryota, Metazoa, Arthropoda, Copepoda, Harpacticoida, Harpacticidae. The coding region runs from base 188 to 2296 and encodes 702 amino acids. The record is from RefSeq and is a predicted model, not a curated record. The transcript has 2 exons. Gene Ontology annotation, molecular function: nucleic acid binding; exonuclease activity. Gene Ontology annotation, cellular component: nucleus.